GKAGGUCGCCGAGGAAAAUUUUGUUAGACUACUAGUUUGGAGCGGUGCUUCUCAUAAAGAAAUCAGUGAAAUCUACCGCUCACACUGCGGAGAUCUACGGGGUUUGAGUGAGCGUAGUAUCACGAAAGAUCCGUUCAUCGAAUAAGUGAUGAUGAUUUGGAUGUCAUUGUUGGUCAACUUGUUGAUCGUUAUGGUCAUAGUUAYGGCCGAAGAAUGAUGCAAGGAAGCGUUAGAUCAAUGCUUGGUAUAACAGGAGGAGCUGUGAGCCAAAAACGAAUUUCAAGGUCGUUAAAAAGAGUUGCUCCACUAGCCUUUGAUGCAWGAACACGGGACACAUUGCAAAGGACAAAUCCCAUUCCAUAUUAUGCACCAUACUUUGGUUACAAAGGGCAUCUAGACCAAAACGAAAAAGUAGCUCAAAAUUUCGGCAUGACACAUGUAUGCUUUACUGAUGGAUGCUCAAGGUUUAUAGUAGCCUCUGUUACUAUGCCUAUAAAGAAUCCUAUUCUUAUAUACGAGUACUUGUUUAGGCCUGCAUUACUAAGAUAUGGAUUAUUUGACCAAAUACGAAUGGAUCAUGGAACAGAAUUCUGUCUGUGUGUCUUUGUGCAAGAAUUACUGAAAGGAUACCGAUAUGAUCAAAGACGAGACCCAUGGAAAAAGACUGCGUCUACCAGUAACUAUGUAGCUGAACGCAUGUGGCCUGAGGUGAACCGAAGGAUUAAUUACCCUAUAAAAAGACAACUUUGUGUGAUUGAAGCUCAAGAUGAUUUAGAUUUUACUUGUCCACUUGUUAAAUUUUGUGUUUCAUGGGUGACCAUGUUGGUUGCAAAGGAUGCACUUGAGCACUUGAUUGAUUCAUGGAAUUAUCAUCGAAUCCCUGGACCAAAUGGUUGUGUCCCUAUCGAAAACAAAGAACAGACUUCACAUACGGUACAGUUAGCACCUGAGCUAAUUCCAACAGUUUCUGAGGUAGUACAGAUG
Messenger RNA from Exaiptasia diaphana, 984 nucleotides. RefSeq lists its product as uncharacterized. The record is from RefSeq and is a predicted model, not a curated record. Gene Ontology annotation, molecular function: nucleic acid binding. The annotation marks the transcript as partial. Lineage: Eukaryota; Metazoa; Cnidaria; Anthozoa; Actiniaria; Aiptasiidae. The transcript has a single exon.